AUGCAUCAACCGCCACCUGACGCUGCCUACAACGCACCCCGAAUCAAUGUAGAUGGCGCCCACCUGCAAGUCAUGAACCACUUCAUCUACCUGGGCAGCACCCUCUCCCGCAGCACCAAAAUGGACGAUGAAGUGACUCUUCGAAUUUUCAAACCCAGUGAAGCUUUCAGCCGCCUGCAAAACAGUCUGGAACCGUCAUGAUCUCCACCUUAACACAAAACAGAAAAUGUACAAGCCGGUCAUACUGCCGACGCUGUAUAGAGGGGAGAACUGAACGGUAUACAAGAAGCGGGCGCGCAGACUCAAUCAUUUCCACCUCAGCUGUCUUCGAUGGAUACUGAAGCGGAGAUUACAAGACCGGAACCCGGACAUGGGUUUUAUGGAGCGAAUAGGAAUCCUCAGCAUGAAAGCCAUGCUGUGACAACUGCGGUUGUGUUGGAGCGGCCAUCUCGUGCGGAUGGACGACGAGCGUCUACCCAAAUGACUCUUCCGCAGAGAUGUCGCCACGGGUCUCUGUCGAAAAGGAGGCCAGGUCCGUCGAUACAGGGACACUCUGAAGACUUUCCCGAAGCGUCUGCAGAUCAACCCGGCCAACUGGGCAGACCUCACUCGAGACCGACCAACAAGAAGGAGGACAUCGAGGACAGGCGCAGCAGUCUGCGAAGCCAACUGCAUCACUGCUGCCAGAGCCAAACGUAAGGCUCGCAUAACCUUACUGCCCCAACCUUGUAAUGUGGACGCACAACCGUCUUCAACGUGUCCACGGUGUCAACGGACAUUCCGGGCGCCAAAUGGACUUGGUAGACACCUUUUGAGCAAUUGCAGCGCACGAUUUAAACCGACCGUCGUCUCUCCGUCCACCUUUACCUCACCUCCUACGCCGUCAAAUAACACUGGCCGCCACCGAACCCCCACUUCCAUCCUUCUUCUCCUGCUCCUGCUCCUCCUGCUCCUCCUCUUCCCCCUCCUCCUCCUCCUCCUACUCCUCUCCCCACCCACCCUCCUCCACUGCCUCAACGUCUGCCGUUGUGGCGUCUGCCACGCACAUCAACAUUACACACAACCCUGACAUACUAACAAACACCAGCGUCACUACCGUCGACACCAGAGGUGAGGACCUGGUCUGUGCCGGUCCUCAUUGCGACCGUACUUUCGCCUCACGCAUCGGCCUGGUCGGUCGCUUGUGAAUCAAUCGAACAGAGACUGGUGAACCCGUGCCUGGAACACCAACCUACGCUCGCCGCAAUCGCCUCCACUGCCCACACUGCUCGCAUGCACAGCAUGGGCUUAUUCGGCCACAUACGAAUCUACGAGAACAUGCGGUAGAAACCGCCGACUGCGCCACAUCAUCACAUCCUCCUCACCAGCGCCCCAUCGCACAUCAACAUCACCCACUGAAAGCACAUUAAUGCCACCUCCUGUGCAAGUAGGAAGUGUGCGUUUUGACUCCGUCUGCAUGCGGCUCCCCAGCUGCAUGUGUGACUUGAGUCUGGGAAUAUUACGGCGCGUCAAGCGCCGUGGCUUGGAACUCCGCUGACUGACGCCCCAACUCAGUCCACGCAGUCCAUCCAGUUGUUUAUGUGUUCAUGUGUUGAGUGGCGGACUGGUGGGCUGAGGGUCAAGUUGAAGCGACCCCCUGUUAACGUGACUUACGGCACUCUCACGCAUGUGAGGUGUACGCCGCUCAACCCCCGUCGUAUGAAAUUCUGAUGCUCGUGUUUGGGGGCCAGGUCGUGCGUGUGACGCGAGCAGACAAGGCAACUAGAUAUGUCAGCCGCCGCGCCCAUUCCCCGCACCUGUCUACUGACCGGCUCAGACAGUGGAUGGGGCCUGGGAUUGGGAUGGGCGAGUAAGGUCGACGAUUCAGCGCAUUUUCCCUACUACAAAAAACCUGACGAACUUGAAGCUAUCACGGUGCGCUAAAAGCCGUGACUUGGAAGGUUGCCAACUGACGGGAUAACUUGGAUUUCGCAGUCAGCCCGGUUUUGUGUGCGUGUGUGUGUGUUGGCCCCAAAACAGGCCACGUAUGAGAUGCGCUGGAUCAACACGGGGGCCACAUCGAAUUCUGCCAGACGUUAUCCGUGCGCAAUAACAAAUGCCAACAUCUACGGGGUGCACGGUCAGACCCUGUUGUCGGCAGUCGUCGCACAAUCUGGGACCACUGCCACUCCCCCCAUUGUUCUGUCGGCCAAAAUCCUGGUCAUUUGUUGUGUGGACAUGGGAGCGCGAAGUGGAGCGUCAAGGCGAGGAUCCGUCUAAGCCAUCCACCUGCGGCCUCCCUCGUGUCCGGUCUUCUUGACUCUGUCUUAACACCGGACUCAGGAGGAGAAGGAGGAGAAGGAGGAGAAGGAGGAGGAGGAGGAGGAGGAGGAGGAGGAGAAAGUGUAG
Molecule: messenger RNA, 2388 nt
Organism: Spirometra erinaceieuropaei
Lineage: Eukaryota; Metazoa; Platyhelminthes; Cestoda; Diphyllobothriidea; Diphyllobothriidae
Source: the annotation of a GenBank genome assembly